AUGUGGAACAUUUCUCAGGGAUGCACAACUGGUAUGCCUGCUCCCAUGCUCGCCCCACCUUCUGCAACGUCUGCAGGGACAGUCUCUCUGGGGUCACCUCUCAUGGCCUCUCCUGUGAAGGUGCACACAGCCUGCAUGGAUCUGUACCCACGCAAGUGUCCACUGGGCCAGUGCAAAGUGUCCAUCAUGCCACCAACCGCCCUCAACAGCAUCGACUCAGAUGGCUUCUGGAAAGCUACCUGUCCCCCCUCCUGCGCUAGUCCUCUUCUGGUGUUUGUCAACUCCAAGAGUGGUGAUAACCAGGGAGUGAAGUUCCUCCGACGUUUCAAACAGUUACUCAACCCUGCUCAGGUCUUUGAUCUGGUCAAUGGCGGUCCCCAUUUAGGUCUACGUUUAUUCCAGAAAUUUGAUAACUUCCGGAUCCUCGUUUGCGGUGGGGAUGGCAGUGUUGGUUGGGUGUUGUCUGAGAUCGACAAACUUAAUCUUCACAAACAGUGCCAGCUGGGCGUCCUGCCCUUGGGCACCGGGAACGACCUGGCGCGGGUACUCGGCUGGGGGCCUUCGUGCGAUGAUGAUACACAGCUCCCGCAAAUUCUGGAGAAACUGGAGCGAGCAAGCACCAAGAUGCUAGACAGGUGGAGUAUUAUGACGUAUGAGAUUAAGAUACCUCCCAAACCCAGCUGCCCUGCCACACCUGAGGAGCCAGAGGACUGCCAGAUAUCAGCCUAUGAGGAUUCAGUCGCUGCUCAUCUCACAAAGAUCCUCAAUUCUGAUCAGCAUUCAGUGGUCAUAUCUUCAGCAAAGAUCCUGUGUGAAACAGUAAAGGACUUUGUUGCCAAAGUGGGAAAAUCCUAUGAGAAAAGCACUGAGAACACAGAGGAGGCAGAGACCAUGGCCCUAAAAUGUGCCAUUCUGAACGAGAAGCUGGACUCACUCCUGCAAACGCUCAACACCGAGGCACAAGCCAUGAGCCCUCCUGCUCUCACCACCCCCCCAAUCGUCGAGGAGGAGAUCGAGGACGAGGAACUGGAGGAGGAGGAGGACCUGAGCGAGGAGUCCCUGACGGAGCUGAAGGAGAAACUGGAAGAGAAUGUGACAGAGAAGGGUUCACCUCAUAAGCUCUUCAGACCCCGUGAGCAGCUCAUGCUACGUGCUAACAGCCUAAAGAAAGCCAUAAGACAGAUCAUCGAGCAGGCAGAGAAAGUGGUGGAUGAACAGAAUGCCCAUACAGAAGAGCAGGAUCUGCAGUCCCCCACCGAAUUCAGAAAAGAUGAGGAAGAAAACAAAGAGAGCGAAAAAGACGAAGACACCAAGGAACUGGAGGUUCUGCCCUUGGCCAAGUCUCCGUGUUCACCUCCAGAGAGGCGUGUGAGUCGCAGCACGCAGUCCUGUGGGUCUUUCUCCAUCCCUCCCUUUACCACCAGCAAGGAGAACUUGCCUGUCCUCAACACACGCAUCAUAUGUCCUGGUUUGCGAGCAGGCCUUGCUGCCUCCAUAGCGGGAAGUUCAAUCAUCAGUAAAAUGCUUCUGGCCAACAUUGACCCAUUUGGUGCCACACCUUUCAUUGACCCUGACCUAGAUUCCUUAGAGGGGUAUUUGGAGAAGUGUGUGAUGAAUAACUACUUCGGGAUUGGCUUGGAUGCAAAGAUUUCACUGGAAUUCAACAACAAGCGGGAGGAGCAUCCAGAGAAGUGCAGGAGUCGUACUAAGAACAUGAUGUGGUAUGGAGUUCUGGGUACCAAGGAGCUUCUACAGCGAACCUACAAGAACCUUGAGCAGAAGGUUCAGUUGGAAUGUGAUGGACAGUACAUCCCACUUCCCAGUCUCCAGGGAAUUGCUGUGCUGAACAUCCCCAGCUAUGCUGGAGGAACCAACUUUUGGGGCGGGACCAAGGAGGAUGACAUAUUUUGUGCACCAUCCUUUGAUGAUAAAAUUUUAGAAGUUGUAGCUGUGUUUGGGAGUAUGCAAAUGGCAGUGUCAAGAGUGAUCAAACUCCAGCAUCACCGCAUUGCCCAAUGUCGUUCAGUGAAAAUCACGAUCCUAGGGGAUGAAGGAGUUCCUAUUCAAGUAGACGGAGAGGCUUGGAUUCAGCCUCCUGGAGUCAUCAAGAUCCAGCACAAAAAUAGGGCUCAGAUGCUGACCAGAGACAGGGCUUUUGAGAACACACUGAAGUCAUGGGAGGAUAAACUGAAGUAUGACAAGCCUCCACUGAGACCACAUCUAUACCCACAGCAGUCUGUCGACCUGGCAACCGAAGAGGAGGCCACACUCAUACAGAUGUGUGCCCGUGCUGCAGAGGAGCUUAUCACUAGGAUCUGUGAAGCUGCCAAGACCAAUGGGCUUUUAGAGCAAGAGCUUGCCCAUGCUGUCAACGCUGCCUCUCACGCCAUCAACAAAACACACCCCAAAUUCCCUGAGAGCCUGACCAGGAACACAGCCAUUGAGGUGGCCAGUACUGUGAAGGCACUUCACAAUGAGACUGAGUCACUGCUUGUAGGACGAGUGUCUCUGCAACUGGACCCUCCUCAUGAGGAACUGCUCUCUGCUGGCCUGCAGAGUGUGGAGCUGGAGUUGGGUAAGCUGGUUGAGAUCCCCUGGCUCUACCACAUUCUGCAGCCAAAUGACGAGGAGGAUCAUUCUUUGGAGUACGGCAAGAGGAACAGCCGCAGCGGCAUGUUCCGCAUCGUGCCGAAAUUCAAGAAGGAGAAAGUCCAGAAAAAGUCUAGCCCACAGUCAGGAUCUGGGGAUCUCGAAAGUGGGUCAUAUGAAGAGAAUUCUCCAGGGAACUAAGGAGCUGGCCAAGAGCACCCUGAUGGACCUGUGAGGUGUUUGACAUGGGUGUACACCGUGUCCUCCUGACUGUUGUCACGGAGAUUUUUUUUCCGAUGCUCCGUUGUCUGAAUGAGCU
Chanos chanos (milkfish) is the source of this 2908-nucleotide messenger RNA. It is a transcript of the gene dgkh, whose product is annotated as diacylglycerol kinase, eta. The record is from RefSeq and is a predicted model, not a curated record. Gene Ontology annotation, biological process: phospholipase C-activating G protein-coupled receptor signaling pathway. The transcript is spliced from 23 exons. The coding region runs from base 1 to 2790 and encodes 929 amino acids. Gene Ontology annotation, cellular component: plasma membrane. Gene Ontology annotation, molecular function: ATP-dependent diacylglycerol kinase activity. NCBI's taxonomy places the organism in Eukaryota, Metazoa, Chordata, Actinopteri, Gonorynchiformes, Chanidae.